AAAGUCUCUACAUGCCACCAAAAAUAGUAGCUCCACCGAUUUCUAUCUGACUCGCUUCAACCUCUCUCUCUCUCUCUGUGAAAGAAGCAGAAGCAUACAGUCACCGCCUCUCUCUAUAAAUUCGAGCAGAAGCUCCCCAUUAAUCACCACUAACCUUCUCAAUCACCCUCCCCUCUCUCUCUCUCUCUCUCUCUCUCUCUCCCCCCCUCUCUCUCUCUCUGUGUAAAGAAAGCAGAAGCACAGUCACCUCUCUCUAAAUUGGAAGCCGAAGCCCACUCACCUUUAGGCAAUCACCCUUCCCUCUCCCUCUCCCUCCGACCCCUCCAGAUGAUACCACAUGGCUUCACUUUUGGUGUUCAUAACCUUCUUGUUGCUCCGGCUCUGCACUGUCCAAGCAGUGGUUCUAACGCUGCGGCCUGCAGUCUCCCCCAUUUAUCCGGUCGACUUACGCCAGGUUCGCCUACGGGAUCACGUAAAUAUCGCCAUUUUAAAAUCUGUAACUACCGGUAUUGGAGCAGGGAGACAAAUCUAUGAAGUCCCCAGUUUCAUCAGCAUGGCCAACGCAUUUCCUCCAGUCAGUUUAAAUUUUCCCGGUGGUGUGUCCAUGUUGCUGAAACCGCAAGAGUAUCUUCUGAACACCAGCUUUUUUAAUGGUGUUACUACUUGGGAGACUGCAUUUCAGAAAUCUCAGGGACCGGUCACAAUCUUUGGAGAUAUUAUUCUCAAAGAUAAGAUAAUCGAAUACGAUUUAGCACGACAGCGCUUGGGAUGGCCAACCCGAGAUCGUUCCUUGCCUAUGGAUGGAUGUGAACGUAAGUUUUGGCAAAAAUGAAGGCAGUAACUUGUUAAGGAACGGAUGUACCAACUUGCUAGUUGGAUUACUGGAGGUGCAAUUGUAUUGGAUUUUAUGUAAAUAAACCUCAAAAGUUAUAAAACUUCCACUUUCUGUUGUUGAAUCUGUCUGUCUGCCUCUGCCCACUUCUGCUAAUAAUACUCAUAUACUGUCGAUCUUAUUAACCAAAAUAAACUGAAUUAGUUGGAAUCAGGUGGGACUUAUCUUCAAAACAGUUAGAGGUAGUUGGAGUUAAGUGUAAAGGGUCAAAAUGUAAAACUGUGCAACAUAGUCUCUAUAUAAGUAUAGUCUUAGAGACUUAGAGACUGAAGAUGUAAUAUUUCCUUUUACUCAGAAUAUAUGAUUGAAAGCUCUCUCUCCUCUUCUUCGA
Messenger RNA from Pyrus x bretschneideri (Chinese white pear), 1223 nucleotides. RefSeq lists its product as uncharacterized. NCBI's taxonomy places the organism in Eukaryota, Viridiplantae, Streptophyta, Magnoliopsida, Rosales, Rosaceae. The record is from RefSeq and is a predicted model, not a curated record. The coding region runs from base 338 to 832 and encodes 164 amino acids. The transcript is spliced from 6 exons.